CUCAUCUACACCUUGCACAUCCAGCCCACACAAUAUCAGUGAUAUCUAAGAUACAAUGAGCUUCCACCAUUCCGCCCAGAACAUCAACGUCGAGGACGGCCACCGCCUCGUCGCACAACUCCAGACUGAAGACGGCGAAUGGGUUGACGCCGAGUUUGAUCUGAACCAGAUCCUGGGCAAUGACAACGGACGUUUUAUAUGGGAUGAAAGCGACUUCAGCCACAGUGCUGAGGAGAUCACCUUUAAUAUUGAGGGGGAGGAAUCCGUGCCUGUGCUUCGUGCUUUUUUGAAGAAUGAGGACGGGGAGCUGGUUGGGGCGGACGUUAAUUUGGCUGAGCGGAUUGGGAAUGCUAAUGGGUCCUUUGAGGUAGUUUGAGGUGUAGGCUACCUAUGUGGCAACUAACUGAAUUAUUAUGGCUUUGAGCGCCUCGGUUUCAC
Molecule: messenger RNA, 438 nt
Organism: Aspergillus nidulans FGSC A4
Lineage: Eukaryota; Fungi; Ascomycota; Eurotiomycetes; Eurotiales; Aspergillaceae
Product: CVNH domain-containing protein
Exons: 2
Coding region: 56-376 (106 amino acids)
Source: RefSeq, a predicted model, not a curated record